Messenger RNA from Physella acuta, 3498 nucleotides. Its product is annotated as transcription factor SOX-5. Gene Ontology annotation, cellular component: nucleus. Gene Ontology annotation, molecular function: RNA polymerase II cis-regulatory region sequence-specific DNA binding; DNA-binding transcription factor activity, RNA polymerase II-specific. Lineage: Eukaryota; Metazoa; Mollusca; Gastropoda; Physidae. The record is from RefSeq and is a predicted model, not a curated record. Gene Ontology annotation, biological process: regulation of transcription by RNA polymerase II; cell fate commitment.
CUCCCAAUGACUCCCGGUUUACAGCGGAUAUAUUCACGUAUUCGGCUAUAAACGUACAUAAUUGUUACCGCGUUGUUAUUGUUUUUAAUUAUUAUCAUUUCUCAACUUAAGGAAUAAAUUAUUUUUUUUUAAAUUAAAAUUUAAAAAAAAUUUACAACAAGAAUUUGACUCAAUUUCUUCACGCGCGUGACGUCACCCCUACUGUUGCGUUUUGGCGUUUAUCCCCUAAAACCACCGGAUGAGCGAGACUGGUGGUGAGUUAACAAUUCCUGGAACUACCCCGUGAGUGCUACAAUUCGCGUGCUAUGUCAGGAGCCAGGACUUGGACGGCUACGGGACCUGUAUUCGUUGAGCGAUUUAGCCUUGGUAUUGAUAAUGAUCCACGUUCGCGAUUAAGGACUAUGUCUUCGAAGCGGAAGAACACGCCGACCAAGCUUCCUAAAGAAGAACUGGUAAAAUCACAAUCGACUCUGGAAGCCAACGGAGCGACAACCUCGGAUCAUUCUGACCCCGAAGACGAACCCGAGCUGAUCUCGAACAAAGACCCCAUUGAGGAAGAAUUCGAGGAUAAAGCCGACGAGGACACGGAAAUCGACGAGAGCGGGGCGGAGAAAGACGGAGAUUUGGAGAGUACAGACGCCCGGAAAAAUAAUCUCGGGGAAGUGGAUUCCGAAAACGAGUCCCGCGUCGACGAAUUUCCCAUCGUUAGCGUAGGUCGAGCAUCGCCCACCAAGCUUACGCCUUCGGGAAUUUCCUCAGCGGCCGGAUCGACGGGUCUGUUCAACUCGCACAAACGCUCAAUGGAAACCGUCCUGAGGCGGUUGAAUUCCAAAGCUUCGGACACGUCCUCGGAGGUGGCCUUGACCUCUGGCGUUGACCUUGGUGAUCAGCCCAGAGUCAUGGAAACGGUACAAGCUGUUUUGGCAGGGGAGGCUACCCUCAGCGAAAAGGAGCGACAGAUUAGUGAAAUGAUCAGCCAUUUGCAGAACAUUCGCGAAAACCUCAACAAGCAAAAGGACCAGGAACCUCAAGGUGCCUCCCAGCCAUGCAAGACACCUGUCGCAGGGAAAAGAGUGGGUGUAGAUGAAUCAAAAGGAAAUAAAUCACUGUCGAAGAGUUCACCAGACAGCCCGGCUCACAACUCCAGAAAUCUAGUUCUAGGAUCUAGCGCCAAUAGCCAUCACCAGAGUGAUUCCCCUCAAUUAGGCAUUUCACCCUUUCCUUAUGCUGCUUAUGGUACCUCAGUGCCAAUAGAAAUGAGACAGACCAGCCCAAAUAUAGCCAGUGGUUCCAGCCCCCCAGCCAAGUGGAAUGGAAGGGAGUUGGAGAGCGCUAUAUUUAGACCACACCCAACUAAAUAUUCCCCACCUCCCACGCCUACUGAUCAGGACGGGCCUUUGAAUUUAUCCAAGCCUAAAUCAGAGUCCAAAUCACGCCAUCCAUCUGGAUAUAACAAUGGACGUAAUCCAGCAGAUGACAACCACCGUGGUGUUAAAAGGGAAGCCUCCACACCCCCACCUGCCCACGCCAACCACAGCAAGAGGCCAACCCCUCCUUCAUCCAACCCCAUCUCAUCCCAAGGUGGGAAAUCCAACCACAUUUCCCCCCACCAGCGCUCCCCUCACCACAGUACCCCAUCCCCCUCCACAUCAACCCCCGGACCAACCCCUGUGUCUGAGGUCCCACUUCUGGCAGCCAUGAGGCACAACCCUUUUGGGUUGCCUUCGCAGUAUGUCACCAACCCUUUCCUGACUCUGCCCCCAAAUCUGCCUCUAGGAGGUUUAGCAGCUUUGUCCGGGCACGGAAUGAAUGGUGCCCCAUCCCCUUCCGACACUGAAAAGUUCUUGUACCAACAAGCACAGGAAGGCUACGUACAGGAGUUGAUAUCUAGACAGAUGGUAGCCUGCAUGAGUGGCACAGGGGGCCCCGUCUUCCCAGGGCUACCCUCCCACUUUCCAAUGUACGCCUCCACCCCAGCCCCACCCUUGCCAACCAUGGCACAGCUGCCUGGCAACAAAGAAUCUUCUGGGCCCAUGCCGGCCACCUCGGAGGAGAAUCAGAGUAGCUAUGUUCAACAUUUACAGAGUAAAAUGUUUGGCGCCAAGAUCAUCCGAGCACAGCGGGAGAAAUCUGACCCUGGGCGUCCACAUAUUAAACGUCCAAUGAAUGCAUUUAUGGUUUGGGCUAGGGAAGAGAGGAGAAAGAUUCUCAAAGCUUGCCCAGAUAUGCACAACUCAAACAUCAGUAAAAUAUUAGGUGCUAAAUGGAAAAGCAUGUCAAAUGCAGACAAACAGCCAUAUUAUGAAGAACAGUCCAGACUUAGCAAGCUUCACAUGGAAAAACACCCAGAUUAUCGCUACAGGCCACGCCCCAGGAAAAACGGGAAGGUGAAAAAGAUGUUUUCUGACACGAAGGGGCCCCCAUCCCGCCCUGGCAGUGAUGUCGGUCCCUCAAUGGGCCCCGCCCUCUCACUGCCUGUGGAACAUCAUCACCAAAAUCCUUCUCUAAUGAUCGGGGCACUCUACCCAAACUUUCACGUUCCCAGCUCUUUGCCCGAUGAAAGACCAAGACCUAAACGCACAUGUAUAGUAGAUGGGAAGAAGUUAAGGAUCUCAGAAUACAAAGCCCUGAUGAAGAACAGGCGCCAGGAUAUCAGAAGGAUAUGGUACGGAGAUGGCAGCAGUAACUUCCCUGAAGAUGGUGAUGAGGAAGAUAACUCAACCCCUUCAAACUAUGAUUCUCACUUCCUGCAUGGUGACUCAGGUUCCCCCUCCCACAGCCCUCGGGGAGUAGCCGGCACCUCGUCUCCCACCCACGGUGGCGCUAGCCCCGGUCAGAGGAGAUCCAUGUCGCCCAGCAACCUCAACGGCUUAGACGAGCACAGCUCAGACGAAAGCAGCGACGAGACGACAAACAUCAACAACAACAACAACACUAGCAACAGCAAGACCCACGGUCCAAAUUUUCUGUACGAGGACACAAAAUUAUCCGCAGCACACUAUCCCUUUCACCUCCCCUUGCAACAUCCGCAGCAGACCGCCCAUGGCUUGAGGCUAGAUCUUCCAUUCGUCUCCUCCCCCUCCUCCAUUGUGAAAUCUGAAUCUGGAGUCGUCUUCCCUAAGCUCGGGGCCCCCCCAUACAGCCUUGCCAUUUACCAGGAUGCAAUGGCUCACCAUCGGGCCGAGUCCAUUUUGAAUGCCAGUGGCCGCGGACAUGGGGAGACUGACAGCAAAAGAAACAUUGACCAGCUCGGGAUCAAAAUGGAACCUGUUUUCCCACACGUGUCCCAGAUAUCUGAAGUACAAGGCGCAUCAUUGUAGUUUUAGUUGUUUUCUUUCUAAGUAAAAUAUAAUCAUGAUAAUUGCUCUUUAAUGUUGAAAUAAUGUAUGAAUAAAUAUGGAGAAAAAAAAUGUGCAUAUUGUUUAAAUUGUAAGCAGAUGAACAAAAAAAAUAUUGCAUUUUGUUCUAUUUUUAAGAGGGAUAAUUGUCUUAUUUGUA